This is a messenger RNA of Orcinus orca (killer whale), 5019 nucleotides long. It is a transcript of the gene ARHGAP10, whose product is annotated as Rho GTPase activating protein 10. The record is from RefSeq and is a predicted model, not a curated record. Gene Ontology annotation, molecular function: protein binding; GTPase activator activity. The transcript has 21 exons. Lineage: Eukaryota; Metazoa; Chordata; Mammalia; Artiodactyla; Delphinidae. The coding region runs from base 257 to 2329 and encodes 690 amino acids. Gene Ontology annotation, biological process: signal transduction. Gene Ontology annotation, cellular component: cytoplasm.
CCGGGCGGGGCGGGGCCGCGGCGCCCGAGUUUAGGCGGGGGCUGCCGGGAUCGGAGCUCCGCCGGGAUCUGAGCGCCGCAUUCUCGCUCGCCUCGGCGGCGCUGCUCAGCGCGGCCGGGCUCACCUCCGCAAGGCAUGUCUGCGCUGCUCUCAACGCGCGCCUGGGACUGCUAGCUUCUCCGGCGCUUCCUGCGCGCGGGGCCCCGCACCUGGUACCGAAGCCCGGCUCGCGCUGUACUCGCGGACCGCCGACGUCAUGGGGCUGCAGCCCCUGGAGUUCAGCGACUGCUACCUCGAUAGCCCGUGGUUCCGGGAGAGGAUCCGCGCCCACGAAGCGGAGCUGGAGAGGACCAACAAGUUCAUCAAAGAGCUCAUCAAGGACGGCAAGAACCUCAUCGCGGCGACCAAAAGUCUUUCGGCAGCCCAGCGGAAGUUUGCUCAUUCACUCAGAGACUUCAAAUUUGAGUUUAUCGGCGAUGCAGAGACUGACGAUGAACGCUGCAUAGAUGCUUCGUUACGUGAAUUUUCUAACUUUUUGAAGAAUCUGGAAGAGCAGAGAGAAAUUAUGGCAUUAAGUGUCACCGAAACCCUGAUUAAACCCUUGGAAAAAUUCAGAAAAGAGCAACUUGGAGCCGUCAAGGAAGAGAAAAAGAAGUUUGACAAAGAGACAGAAAAGAACUAUAGCCUAAUUGAUAAACAUUUGAAUUUAUCAGCGAAAAAGAAAGACUCACAUUUACAAGAGGCAGAUAUCCAAGUGGAACAGAACCGGCAACACUUUUACGAACUGUCUCUUGAAUACGUGUGUAAGCUUCAGGAAAUCCAAGAGAGGAAGAAGUUUGAGUUUGUGGAACCUAUGCUGUCAUUUUUUCAGGGAAUGUUUACUUUCUAUCAUCAAGGCCAUGAACUUGCCAAAGACUUCAAUCACUACAAAAUGGAACUACAGAUCAACAUUCAGAAUACACGGAAUCGUUUUGAAGGAACAAGGUCAGAAGUGGAAGAGCUUAUGAACAAGAUUAGACAGAAUCCCAAGGACCACAAACGAGCGAGUCAGUUCACAGCGGAAGGCUACCUGUAUGUACAGGAAAAAAGGCCUCCUCCAUUUGGUUCCAGCUGGGUCAAACACUACUGCAUGUAUCGGAAAGCGGCCAAGAAGUUCAACAUCAUUCCGUUCGAGCACAGAUCUGGGGGGAAACUAGGGGACGGAGAGGUGUUCUUUUUGAAAGAAUGUAUCAGAAGACAUACUGACUCCAUCGACAGAAGGUUUUGUUUUGAUGUAGAAGCUGCUGACCGGCCUGGAGUUUCUUUGACCAUGCAGGCGUUUUCGGAAGAGGAGAGGAAGCAGUGGUUGGAAGCUCUGGGUGGAAAAGAAGCUCUGUUCCCUAGUUUUAAUAGAGCCAUCAUCCCAAGACCAGAAGGAAGUGCACAGUUGGAUAAGAUGGGAUUCACAAUUCUUAGAAAAUGCAUCAGUGCAGUUGAAACACGAGGUAUAAACGACCAAGGAUUGUACAGAGUUGUGGGGGUGAGUUCAAAGGUCCAGAGACUUCUGAGUAUGUUGAUGGAUGUGAAAACCUGCAAUGAGGUGGACCUGGAGAAUUCUAUAGAUUGGGAAGUGAAGACAAUAACGAGUGCCCUGAAACAGUAUUUGAGGAGUCUUCCAGAGCCGCUGAUGACCUAUGAAUUACACGGAGACUUCAUCGUUCCAGCCAAAAGCGGCAGCCCAGAAUCUCGUGUUAACGCUAUCCAUUUCUUGGUACACAAACUGCCGGAGAAAAAUAAAGAAAUGUUGGAUAUUCUGGUGAAACACUUAACAAAUGUUUCAAAUCACUCCAAGCAGAACCUCAUGACCGUGGCAAAUUUAGGAGUGGUGUUUGGACCAACUCUGAUGAGGCCACAGGAAGAAACUGUUGCUGCCAUCAUGGAUUUGAAGUUUCAGAAUAUUGUCGUGGAAAUUUUAAUUGAAAACCAUGAAAAGAUUUUUAGGACCCUGCCUGAUGCCACACUGCCUGAGCCAGUCACCCUGUCAGCAUCACCCCCGAAUGCCCCACCAAGGCAGUCGAAGAGACAGGGCCAGAGGACUAAGAGACCCGUGGCUGUAUAUAAUCUUUGUCUUGAACUGGAAGAUGGUGACCGUCCCAAUCUUCCUAAGGAGGACACUCCUCCCAGCAGCCUGGACUCAUUUUCCUCCCCAUCUCCCACGGCUGCCGCUGCCCAUGGGCCCCCUGGACCAGACAGAAACCACCUUCUUGCAGAUGGGGGUACCUUUGGGGACUGGGCAUCCACUGCCUGUCCUCCCGCUCAGCAGAUAGAUGGCCGUCGUUUCAUCACCUGACUAUUUAUGACCAGGAAGGGUUGGUUCGGGUCGGGUAAACCACCUUAUCCUCCACCACCACCAGCACCCACCAACGCCUUGAGUAAUUGCUGGGAGAUAACAUGUCAGUUGUUUGGCUAACUGUGGUCUUAAAUUCUCUGUCAGAGCUUCACUCACGCCAUCCUCUCCCUUCCUGAUUCGUAAGAAGAACUCGUUAAAGUUUCAUUUUCUGCUGAAGAAUGGAGUGACUUUUGCUGUUGGUGAUACAGAUCACCUUGAGAUUUCUAGGUGUCUUCGCUUGGCAUGAAGUAGGUUUUAUGACUUCCAAAUGAAUGGCUGGAUAGGGGGAUUGUAAAUAAGCUGUUCAGAGAAUAAUGUUUUUAAAAUGUUCCUCCUUCCCCCCCUUUUCUGAUCAGAGUAAAGGCAACCUUCUGUGUGCUAAAUAUCUAUCCAGUCAGUAAUGCAAUGUUUCACGGGCCUGCUGUAUAAUACUCAGUUGUAGUGUUAGCACACGCGAACUGGCUGCUUCAGAUGUGGCUUGAAGACUUCCUGUGCCAAGCCCUCUGCCCGGCUUUGUGAAUCCACACAAAGAGUUAACCCACCUGCUCUCAACCCAGAGGCGGGAGAAAUGUCUGAAACCAACACAGAACAACUCAUGCUGAUCGGCCCUCCCGUUUAUUGGUGUGACGGGCCUUCAGAGAAGGUCUGUGACUUAGCCCAGAGGAGAAGAACUGCGGGAGGCAGCUGGAGCUGAGCCGGGGGGAGGGGACAGAUUGGAGCCAGCAGAGGAGCGGAAGAGCCUGAGGGGGGAGGAGGGGAAGUCAGGGGAGCAGAGCUGUGGGCUGAGCCGCCAGGCUGCCAGGGCAGGUGGGAGAGCACACCUGUUCCUGGGGAGGCACACGGGGUGGACUGGGUCUUACCCAGGUGGCUGAAUGUGGCUGACGGAACUGGCCGAAUGGGAGGCCUGGGGCUAGGGCCUUGGCUAGGAGAGCUCCGCCCUGACACCGGCAUGAGCAGUGAGAUUGGGAUCGUCUCCUGUUCUUGACGAGAGCAUAGAGAAAGGAACAGCCUGGGAGCUUUUUGCAGUAAAAAUGGACAGGAUGUGGUGUUAGUUCUGCUUUAGAAGAAGAAUCAAAGGUAACACUCAGUAAUAUGGAAGGACACGGAAGCUCCUUGUAGAAACUGGUUUUAGCCAAAGAGGGUGAAUUUGAGGUGAGGGGCAUCGGGGUAUAGCAGCAUUGAAUACAUAUGUGUUGAAAAUGUACUUGAGUAAAACGAGAAGCUUUCAGCACUGUGCUUUGAAAGCAAGCUUCGUAGACCAUCGUCACAAGCCUCCAGUUUUGAAAUCAUUGAAGAAUAAUUUAUUCAGAUCAACAUGUAUUUAUCGAACCCUCCACGUUUAGAAGCCCCUCCAUGGGUCUGUCUACUGACCUUUUUACAUUAACUUAUUUUCAAAAUUGGCAACUACUAGGGAAUGUUAAGGUCACCAAAGAUUUACUGUUCAUUGGUUUCUCCCUUAAAGGCUAGUCUUUGGUCCACUCUACAGGAAUCUUGAUUCCCAGUGGCAUUCUGUUCUGAGUUGCCACAUGUAUAUGACCAGAUGAAAGAGCUUUAUUUUUUUAUUGAAGUGUAGUUGCUUUACAAUAUUGUGUUAGUUUCUACUGUACAGCAAAGUGAAUCAGCUAUAUGUAUACGUAUAUCCCCUCUUUUUUGGAUUUCCUUCUCAUUUAGGUCACCACAGAGCAUUGAGUUGAGUUCCCUGUUCUAUACAACAGUAGGUUCUCAUUAGUUAUCUAUUUUAUGCAUAGUAUCAAUGGUGUAUAUAUGUCAGUCCCAGUCUCCCGGUUCAUCCCAUCCCCGCUUGGUAUCCAUACCUUUCUCCUCUAUGUCUGUGUCUCUAUUUCUGCUUUGUAAAUAAGAUCGUCUAUACCAAUUUUUUCAGAUUCCACACAUAUGCCUUAAUAUAUGAUAUUUGUUUUUCUCUUUCUGACUUACUUCACUCUGUAUGACAGUCUCUAGGUCCAUCCACAUCUCUACAAAUGACCCAAUUUUGUUCCUUUUUAUGGCUGGGUAAUAUUCCAUUGUAUAUAUGUACCACAUCUUCUUUAUCCAUUCCUCUGUUGAUGGGCAUUUAUGUCGCUUCCCUGUUCUGGCUGUUGUAAAUAGUGCUGCAGUGAACAUUGGGGUGCAUGUGUCUUUUUGAAUUAUGGUUUUUCUCUGGGUAUAUGCCCAGUCGUGGGAUUGCUGGGUCAUAUGGUAGUUUUAUUUUUAGUUUUCUAAGGAAUCUCCGUACUGUUCUCCGUAAUGGCUGUACCAAUUUAGACAUUAAAAGGCCACUGUUGAAUAUUUAGAGCUAUAGGUCAUGGGCUUGACUGUAGAUUCUUGUGACUUUCCUUAUAAGCAGAAAACAUGAAUACCUCGAAAGUCCAAGCAACUAGUUUUGGCCGUUGGAUUCUGGUGUUGUAAUUAGUGCGCCAGUAUGGUGCUAGGUUGGACAAGACUAGAUCUUCUCCACAAACCUGAAGAAGUACAAUGAGGCAUCUCUAGUUUUGGGGUGUGGCUCUUGGGGCUACAGACCUGGGAGGAGGUGGAGAGGACUCUGUCCCUUUCAGUCAUCAGGAGAGAGAAAGGAACUAUCACCCUAGCCAUUGAGGGAUGGGGUGUCAUGUGUUUGGUGUUCCGUGGCCUUUAUACUAUUAAUCCUGUUCUUC